Messenger RNA from Plasmodium malariae, 2313 nucleotides. NCBI's taxonomy places the organism in Eukaryota, Apicomplexa, Aconoidasida, Haemosporida, Plasmodiidae. The record is from the annotation of a RefSeq genome assembly.
AUGGAAAAAUGCUUUUCCUCGCACUUAAGUGUUAGAGGAACUAGUUUUUUCAGAUUUGUUAACGAUCAAUAUUUUAAAAAUAUUACUAAAAAUAUAAUUGAGAAAACUAGUUCAUUAAAUAAUGAAAAUAAUGAAGAAGAAUUUAGGAAAAAAUGCCUAGAUUUGGCUGAUUAUGUAAUUCAUAAUAAGAAAGCACCCUCAUAUCGUAAUCAAGUAAUUUGGGAAAGAGCAAUAAAGGGUUGGGCAGAAUCUCACUAUGAAAAGCUAAAUAAAUAUGGAGGAUGUCCUUUCAUUUUAGAGGAAAAAGAUAAAAAAAUUUUAGAAUUAAAAUAUGAAGAAGUUGAUUUUUGUGAUAAAAGAAAGAAAUAUUUGGAUGAAAUACAACGAUUAAAAGGGAAACUACCAAGUAAUUCUGAUAAGUAUUCAUGUACAUGUAAUGAAUAUAAUGAGUGGAUUGAGCAAAAGAAAAACCAUUUUGAGGAAAAGAAAAUCCUUUUUGGAACAUGCUACCAAAAAACAGACCAAAAAAAAAAAAAAAGACGUUCAGAAUUUAUAUGCGACUUAAUGAAUGAUCAAACGUUCAAAAAACUUACUGACUGCCCCCCAAUAGAUAAAUUACAACCUUGUGAAGGUGAAUCUAAAAAUACACAAAUAGUUUCACAGACACAAGAUAAAGAAAAAAAUGGGGAAUCACCUAUAUUACAUGAUUCACCCGAACAAGCCGAACAAACUAAACCUACAGAGGGAUCUGCCACUAAUAAAGUGAAUCAAGAUACAAAACAUAAUCAACAUGAAGAGAAAAAUGAAGAACCGAAAUCUCCAUCUCAAUCUAACGUACAAACAAAAGCUCAUUUAUCAUCACUUGAAUCUCCUUCUAAUGAAGUUGUAGCUAAAUCGGAAGGUUCUUUACAGUCUCCGACACAAGCAGUUUUCUCAAAUUCCCAACCAUCUUCAGAAGUAUCAGGUGAAUCUGUAUCUCUUGCUUCAGUUCCACCGGACACAAAACCAGAAAAUCCUUCCGAAAGUACACAAUCUUCUCAAAUAUCAAAAUUCUCUUCAAGUUCUUUUGCUUUAACUGUACCCUCUGUAACUUCAGGUGACUGAAAUUCAUCUAAUAAAUACAUAUCAUCUAUUUUAAUAAGCUUUCUAAUUAUUAUCGUAUUUUCUCUUUUUAUUAAAUACACAUUAAUAGGACAGUUAAUAAAAAGAAGACAACCAAAAUUUAUUAAAAUACUAAUACCUGCACAUUCGGGAAGAAAAAAUGAAUUUUUAACUCAUAAUCAUUUGGAACACCCAUGUUAUGAUGAUAAAGAAAUUACUAAAAAAAUAAAAAUACGUGAACAUAACAUGAUAAAAAAUUUACAAGAGAAGAAGCAAAAAAAGAAAAGGUCCAAAACUAUUAUAGAAGUACAUAUGGAAGUGUUUCAAGAAUGGAAAAAUGAAGAAUGGAAUUACAAAAAAGGAGAAUUUUUAGAAAUAUGCUUAGAAGUGUUCACAAAAGAUUUAUAUGGACUUUAUCCUAAUUUAACAAAUGAUGAACUAAUAAUGGAAAAUAUUAAAUGUAGCAAUGAUAUUGAAAAACAAAAAAAUUUAUGGAAUAAACGGAUAGAAAGACAUAGAAAUAUUUCUGAAAAAUUGAAUAAAGUGGACUGGUUUAAUAAUUUGAAAAAUGAAUGGAAAAAAGAAAAAUCUUACAUAAAAGAAAUGGAAGAUUUAAAAAAUAUAUCAUCGAAUGAAUAUCAAAAUAUUCUGUUCUUGGAAAGAGAGAAAGAUGUAUGGAGGAGGUGGAUAUCAGAAAAGGGAAAGAUUCUAAAACAAUAUAUAGACCAAAAAUGGUUUAAAGAAUUAUCAGAGGUUAACCAGAAUAUGUUAGAUGAAUACAAAAAUGAAGAAAAAUCAAAUGACUUAUCACUAAUAAAUAUAGAAAAAUUGGAACGCAAAGAAAAUUAUGAAGAAUUAUAUAAAUAUAUAAAAACAAAAUUAUUAUCAAAACUUUGUAUACUUGCACUUAUGACAAUGUUAGAAGAAUGCAAAAAAGAAGAUUAUAUAGAAAAUAGGGAAUUACAUUUAGAUAGUUCCAUAAUUGAAUGGAAUACAGAAAAAAAUUCAGUAAAAAAACAAGAAAUUGGAGAUAUAUUUAUUCAAAAGCAUAUUAAUGUUUAUGAAAAUGGUAAAAAUAAGGAUAUUCAUAAUAAUAUAGGGGAAAACUUCUUACGGGAAGAGAUCCAUGAUUGGAUAGGAAAAGAUGAAACAUAUGUAAAUUCUAUAGAGUGUAUGAAUAACGAUGAUAAAUAUGAUCAUAUAGCAGAAUAG